This is a messenger RNA of Gasterosteus aculeatus aculeatus (three-spined stickleback), 3393 nucleotides long. It is a transcript of the gene gdf6b, whose product is annotated as growth differentiation factor 6b. Gene Ontology annotation, cellular component: extracellular region. The record is from RefSeq and is a predicted model, not a curated record. Gene Ontology annotation, molecular function: cytokine activity; growth factor activity. Gene Ontology annotation, biological process: BMP signaling pathway. NCBI's taxonomy places the organism in Eukaryota, Metazoa, Chordata, Actinopteri, Perciformes, Gasterosteidae.
AGCAGAAGUUGGAGAGCAUCCUUUCAGCGCGCAUCUGCCUCCGCCGGGGAGGGAGGUGACGGCCGACGGAGGAACAAUUAGUUUUACAACCUUAAUUUGCGACCUCCUUUUAACAUUAACAACACAAUGUGGGCGUGUUCUCGCCCCCCACCCCCCUUUAUUAUUAUUUUUUUCUACUUUUGCACCGCCUGUCCGCCGGAUUUGUGCGCACUUUCGCGGAGUAGCCACUUGCUGCGGACUGGAUGCAGAGUUCAGCUCCGGCUCGGCCCGCGGUCCCCUCCACCUCUCCCCGGCCACAGCUCUGACUCGGGACGAGACCGGAGGAUGGAUCUCUAUCACGUCGCUUCCCUCUGCGGGGCUCUGCUGUUUGUUUGGGGGAUCCCCGGCUCUUACACUCUCGCCAUUUCCCCUCGAGCGGCCCCAAAGAGCAGCAAGGUGUCGCGGAUCGUUGAUGGACAAGAAGCCUCUAAAUACUUCAAGGAGUUUUACGCGAGGCCGUCACUCGACAGACACAAUAAAGCGACUUCUAAAGACUCCAUUGAGCCGCACGACUACAUGAUGUCUAUUUAUAAGACCUUCUCCACGGCGGAGAGACUGGGACUGAACGCCAGCUUCUUCCGCUCCUCCAAAGCGGCGAACACCAUUGCGAGUUUUGUGGACAGUGGACAAGAUGACCUCCCACUCCUCCCUCUGAGGAGACAGCAGUAUCUGUUCGACGUCUCCACGCUGUCCAAGAAGGCGGAGGUGCUGGGAGCGGAGCUCAGGAUAUACACCAAAGUGUCUGGGAAUUUCAGGAUAUCGGAAACAGAGCCCGUCGACGUCCAGCUCCUCUCCUGCCACGACCGUCAACUGCUCGAAUCCAAAACGCUGGACUUGCAGGACUCCCAGAGGCCGAAGUGGGAAGUGUUGGACGUGUGGGAAAUAUUCAAAGAGCAGCAGCACAUGAGCCAGGGGAAGCACUUCUGCCUGGAGCUCAGGGCCAUGCUGGACAACCCGGAGAGGGAGCUGGACCUGCAGCAUCUGGGCUUGCACAGGCUCGGCAGGCCACAGCAGAAGAAGGCCAUCUUGGUGGUGUUCACCAGGUCCAAGAAGAGGCAGACCCUCUUCAGCGAGAGGAGGGAGGGGAGAGCAUUGCUGGGUCCAGCGAGGAAGGCCAAAGAGAGGGGCCCUGGUGCCAAGGCCAGCAGGAGGAGGAGGACACCGGCGUCCAAGACCCGCCACGGGAAGAGACACGGCAAGAAGUCCAAGACCCGGUGCAGCAAGAAGCCGCUGCACGUUAACUUCAGAGACCUGGGCUGGGACGACUGGAUCAUCGCCCCGCUCGAUUAUGAAGCUUACCACUGCGAGGGGGUGUGCGACUUCCCCCUGCGCUCCCACUUGGAGCCCACCAACCACGCCAUUAUCCAGACUCUGAUGAAUUCAAUGAACCCCAGCAACAUGCCGCCCAGCUGCUGCGCCCCGUCCAAGCUCAGCCCCAUCAGCAUCCUUUACAUCGACUCAGGAAACAACGUGGUCUACAAACAGUACGAGGACAUGGUGGUAGAGUCCUGCGGCUGCAGGUAGUGGUGCAGUAGUGCUUCGCCCUGAGCACUUACCUGUUUGUCAGGGUCUCUGGUUAGUGGGAACCGAGCAGCGUUUCAGUGCGUGUGGUGAUGCCGCUGCGCCCCAAAUAAGGAGAACUUGCUUAACUUUUUUUAACAAGAAAAACGUAGCAAAGUUUUUCCAAACCAAGUACCCAAUGAGGUUUAAUACCUCAGAUGUUGUUUUUCUUAUGCCUUGUGUGUGUUGUUGCUACAUAAACACUACAGUGGCCGCAUAUUCAGGAAUAUUCAAUAAGAAAAUCAUGUUGGGAACUCUAUCUUUUCUGUCAACAAAUCACAAAUAAUUGUUCAAUAUUUUGGCGAGUUCACUUUUUCCCUUUCUGGAGGGGAGUUAGAGGAAAAGAUGGAUACCACUCACCUAUCUGUAUGCUAACCAUGAAGUACAGUCAACCCAGUGGGCGUCGCCUCAUUUUUAAAUGAUUUAUUUUACAGAUAAAACAAAGAAGACACAAGAUGUUUAUUAAUAGGAUUUAGAGGUGCUGAUAGAUGGAUUGAGUUUCCAUUGGAUAGACCCAGACCACUGGUUCCCAAUGUUUAUGCUAAGCUAAGCUAAUCAGGACUGUAGGAAAACUCUGAAAUGAAGAAAUUUGUGUAAUUAAAAAAAUAAAUUUACUCUGCAAUAUUACUACGUUAACCAUGUAUGUAACAACUAGCACUAUGUCAAGUUAGAGAAAUAGGAAUAUGCAAUAUUUGUAGAUUAGAUUCAGAAUGUAGUUCUUUUUUAAAGGAAUGCUCUGUGGUAAAAAAUAAUCCAGGUAAAACGAGUACAGAACUGAAACAUUCAAAAUAUAAAGCCCCUCUACCAUCAAAGCAGCCCAACAAUGUAAUCGUCCUUAAUAACUUUGUGCCAAAAUUCCUUAUUCUUAUAACCAAAAACAGUAAAUGUAUUCUAAUUUAAGACUAAAAUUAAAAUUAAACUUCUAUUAUAAACUGAAAGACAAAGUCCCGUUAUGUAUUUUUUUCAUGAUGGUCAUAUCAUCUUUCCCAGGAUUAGAAAGCAGAUUUUCAGCACCUGACAUACGACUCAGGGAACGUCCCCGAGUGCUGGAGAGAAAGUCCCUUUUUCUUUUUAUUAAAUCCAAUUCAACCACCAGCACAUUGCCACCGAAGAACCAGCGCAGGGUUUCUCAUCAGUUUGCUUUUUCCGUUGAGGAGAUACGUAUUUUGUCUGCGAUGCACUGAUAUUCAGACGUACCAUGUGUAAAUAUUUGGAAAUAAUAAUUUAUGUUCUAUGAAUAAGUUAUUUCUUUUUUUUUUUUUUGAUUGUUCACUUUGUUCCGAUGCGACUUCCAGACGGCAUGAGUCACACAUCUGGAUGUUCCUGUUCAAAUAAACACAUUUGGGUAAUUUGGGACAGCUAUGUCCUGGUCACAGACUGUGAAAUACUGUGGAAUUAUCUGUAUUUUUGUUGUACAUAUACAUAAGCAAUCAUUAUUUACCAAACAAAAUAACCUUGUAUUUUUUGUUGAACUCUCUAUUUUAGGCAAUACUGUUGUUUAAAACAUUAGUAGCACAUUUUAGCCUCUUGUAUUUUGUUUUUCAUUAUUUACUGCAACCUGAAAAUAAUAUAUUAUACUGAUUGAUACCGACUGUCAGUAAGAUGAAUAGAUUCAGUGUCCUCUCUUUGCUCUUCUGCAUCCAACGCUAUUAAAGCGGGAAAUUAAUUUGAAACGUAUUUUUACACAGUAAAAUUGUCAAUAAAAUUGUUUAACCAAAUUAAUCUAUUCUUAUAAACUAUGUGAACUGUUAGACGUGUAACGAGUAACAAAAUUAAAAUGUCUUGAACUUCAAA